Molecule: messenger RNA, 4462 nt
Organism: Amphiprion ocellaris (clown anemonefish)
Lineage: Eukaryota; Metazoa; Chordata; Actinopteri; Pomacentridae
Product: RAS guanyl-releasing protein 2
Exons: 17
Coding region: 794-2887 (697 amino acids)
Biological process (GO): Ras protein signal transduction; positive regulation of GTPase activity
Cellular component (GO): plasma membrane
Molecular function (GO): guanyl-nucleotide exchange factor activity; calcium ion binding
Source: RefSeq, a predicted model, not a curated record
ACAUGUGACAGCAUGAAGGCGACAGAAGGCUGCAGCAACAAGUAGCUGUUUGUUCACGACUGCAGCAGCCUCACAUAUCUGAAAGCAUGCACUCUGUGUCAUCCAGCUCCCAAGCACUGGAAAACAUUUGAAAUAAAAGUUUAUGAGGUGCAGCAGAAAACUAGAUGUGCAGACGUGAGACUACCGGGAGGUGAUUUUGAGUGACAUUACGCACCGAUGUCGCCAGCAAAUGAUAUACUGUCCUGGUGACGGUGCAACAAGCAGCACGGAGGCUGUGGUGUUGCUGUGAUACUACCAAUAGGCGGGACUGUGGCUCUGCAGUGUGAGAUUGUGAGUCGCACAGCUGGAACAUGAGCGGAAGGCUGGCACGCGGUCCAGCUGUGAGCUCAACUGCUACACCAACACUCAUCGCAUCCAUAACUUGCCUCGGAGUGCGCCAGGAGAGGACUUGUGCGCACUUUAGGUUUGAGCAGUAAGGCUACAGAACAGCAAUUCGCAAACUCAGCUCCAACUCCGAAGAAGGAUCCGAGUGUUUAUGUGCUCUGAUGACUUCUUGUGGGCUUCGAUCACUGUCGCCUCGAACCGCCAGGACUUUGUGUUCCCACUUGGUAGCCGAACAGACGCUGUGAGUUCGGUGGUGCCGGUGAUGUAACGCUUUUCCUCCCAGAGCUCACCCCACAAUCACUACUGCGUCUCAUCUCAGAGCAUGGGACCCUUCAAACUCUAAAGCGAGAGGCACGAGAGUCAGACUGCAGAGAGGGAACCGAGGGGGAAAACAGAGACGAAGGAAAGGAUGGAGUCCAUAUUAUCAGAACAAUCUGCCACGGUGGACGAGCUGGUGGAGGCCUGCAUCCAAGCAUUUGAUGAGAAGGGCACUUUGAAGGAUGCUUCUUUGGUGCGCAUGUUCCUCAUGAUGCAUCCUUGGUAUAUUCCUUCCACUGACAUGGCUAAGAAGCUUGUGCUCAAAUCUCAAGAAGAGAGCUGCACUGCAGAGCGUCGAACAAAGAUAUGCCACCUGAUGAGGUACUGGAUUUCUGAGUUUCCCGCAGAGUUCAAUCUGAACCCGGAGCUGGCAGACCAGAUCAAAGACUAUAAAGACCUCUUGACCACCGAGGGCAACGAGAGGCAGAGUCAGCUCAUUGACCUCGACAGUGUGCCGUCCUAUAAAUGGAAGCGGCAGGUGACCCAGCGUGUCCCGUCCGUGUCCAAAAAGAGGAAGAUGUCCCUGCUCUUUGACCACCUUGAUUCUUGCGAACUGGCCGAACAUCUGACCUAUCUAGAAUACAAAUCCUUCUGCAAGAUCCUGUUCCAGGACUACCACAGCUUUGUGAUGCACGGCUGCACGGUGGAUAACCCCAUCCUGGAACGCUUCAUCACGCUCUUUAAUAGCGUCUCCCAGUGGAUCCAGCUUAUGGUGCUCAGCAAGCCCACAGCCCCGCAGAGAGCCGCUGUCAUCUCCCAUUUCAUCAGAGUGGCACAGAAGCUGCUGCAGUUGCAGAACUUCAACACACUGAUGGCGGUGGUGGGCGGCCUCAGCAACAGCUCCAUCUCUCGUCUCAAAGACACGGAGACCCACGUCAGCGCAGAGACCAACAAGGUUUUUAACAACUUGAUUGAACUGGUGACAUCAUGUGGGAACUACAGCCAAUACCGCAAGCGUUUCUCGGAGUGCUCGGGCUUCCGAUUCCCCAUUCUUGGCGUUCACCUGAAAGACCUGAUAGCUGUCCAUGUGGCAUUGCCAGACUGGGCCGACAAAGAGAAGACACGGGUCAACCUGGCGAAGACCCAGCAGCUGUACGCCAUCCUUCAAGAGCUGGCACUCAUCCAGACCACGCCGCCCAACGUCGAUGCCAACACAGACCUGCUCAACUUGCUUACCGUGUCUCUGGACCAGUACCACACAGAGGAGGAGAUCUACCAGAUGUCUCUACAGAGGGAACCUCGUAAAACAGCUCAGAACUCCAGCCCUGCCCCUGCACCUGACCCCAAGCCCACGAUGAUCGAUGAGUGGGCCGUGUCGGUGAAGCCCAACGCCGACCCGACCAUCAUCAAGAAGCACAUAGAGAAGAUGGUGGAGUCAGUCUUCAAGAACUUCGACACAGAUGGCGACGGCCACAUCUCCAGGGACGAAUUCGAAGCAAUCAGGAACAACUUCCCUUACCUCAGCAAGUUUGGAGAACUGGACAAGAAUCAGGACGGGCAGAUCAGCAGAGAGGAGAUGAUCGACUACUUUAUGAAGGCCAGCUCUCUGCUGAACUGCAAGAUGGGCUUCAUCCACACUUUCACUGAGACCACCUACGUCAAGCCCACGUUCUGCGAGCACUGCGCCGGCUUUAUAUGGGGCUUCUACAAACAAGGCUACAAGUGUAAAGACUCCCCCCGGUUGCCAGCAUUGUUGUCGGGCACGCUCGGCCUCGCCGUGUGCCAGUGCUCGUGUGCCUGCAUGACGUGUCGAAGCACUUUUCUGUCACCACUAGCGCUCCCCUUCGCCCCCAUGUUUCGGCCCGUCCCCCUGUCUGACCCCGUCUCUCGUCCUCUCUCCCUGUCUCGCCUCCUGUCCCGCCGGUUCUCCCUCCCUGCCCUGCGACGCCAUCGUCCUCCUCUCCUCACCCGGCACCUCUCCCUGCCGCCGUCUUUCUGCCUUCACGCGGACGCCCCGGCGGCUGCAGCCUGCGGGGUGAACUGCCACAAGGCCUGCCGGGGCCGCCUGGCCGUCGAGUGCCGGAAGAGGACCAAGAGCAUCAGCCACGAGACGCCGCCGGCCCUGCAGGCUCGAUCCUACAGCUUCCCUCCGCCCGCCAACACACCGCCCAGCCUGCAGAACACUGUAAUCGCUGAAGAGGACAUAGAGUCAGUGGAGGAAGGAGUUUUUGAUGUCCACCUAUAACCAGGAGCCCUGAACUGAAGAGCGCUUUUGACGAACAGGCCAGUGACAGUGUUCAGCUCUCAAUUUUAGAAACCCUCCUACGGUUGGUGUGCAAGAGGUCAAAUCAGCAACUGUCAGGAGCCAGACAGAGAAUGUGUCAGUUUUCCAACCCUCAGCUCGGAGGAGAAAUUGCACUGAACACAAGCCAGGAUACUUACAUGCUGCCACACAGUGGACACAAACCGCAACCGCACUCCCCUCCACCCCAACUCACAAGAAUGUGGUGACCAAUGUGAAUGGAUGUAUGUAAAAUCUUUGCAUUUUGAAGAGUGUUAGUGUCAAAUCUUACUACUAUAUAUAUAUAUAUAUAUCCCGAAAAAGAAUCCACAGAAUUGUAUUUUCUUGGUGGAAUGUUAAAGUCACUGAAGUUUAUAAUUUGAGCACACUUUUGCUGCAGGCUGUCUUUUCUUUCAGACAUAAAAUAGGUGCUGUUAUUGCCAAGAAUGUAAAACCUGCCACCCAGACUAAGCUACCGUCUCCUUUAUGGGAGAAGCUUUUUUUCUUCUUCUUUUGUCUAUCAUAUUGUUUUGAAGUACAUUUCAGCGGACCAACAAUGGGACCAAUUUUGAUGUCAGAUAAAAUAUUGUUGAUUUGUGGUGCCUGUCUGAAGCGUGACGACAAAAACGUCCAUUUCUACCAACAAAAGAAACAGCUGAAAUAAGUGUGUAGACAGCUAUAAGUAGGGGUUUUUUUGUCAUGUUUACCCGAGUAUCAGUAAGUGUCCUAUAGUUAUUGCUGUGGUGUUGUUUUCAGUGUGCAGUACUGUGUUGUACCAGUGCACUGAUAGAUGACCUAUCCUCUCACAGUACUGUGAAUGUAGCAGAAACCAGUGAAACGCUGCCGUCAGAUGAAGAACUCAUCCUUCCUGAUAAAUUUGUUGACAGCAUGAGAGCAGGAAACUGGCUCGCUUCCCACCGAUUCCAGUGUUAGUUUCUGAAGUUUUUCAGACUGUCAUCUCGAAUAAAACGAUCAAAAGGAUCACCCCAAAACUGGAGUAAUGAGGCUUUUCAUUUGACAGCAGCCUAUAAAAACAUUUCCCUUUGAAUCUAUUUUAAUGUAAGAUGUGUUUUUGCUGCCUUUAUCCUGCAUGCGUCGUCCUUCGCGGCUGUAUUCUGUCGCCAGACAUCUCUGUUGCUUUUUAUUUUCGUUUUUUGAUGUAGCACGCCGAAUUAUCAUUUAUUUAGGAAACAUGUUUUCCCGACAGUGGAAAUGUUCCUGCUUCUUUGUGCCUGUGGAGAGAUGAGUUCAGAAUCGCUGUGCCAUAUUGUCAACUGCUGGUUUGUCAUUGAAUGAGACUCCUCCCUUUUGCUGGUAUUUAUUUUUUCUUGUAUAAAUACAUAAAUAGAUGCUGGUCCUUCUGUGUCACUCCUCGCCUGACGCAGGAUGUUUUGUUGUUAUGCAGAAUGAUGCCAUGCUUUUCUUUGUGGUCUGUUCCCAGAUGAUUCCUCAGUAUUAAAUGCAGCGGCAUCUUUCUAUAAUGUGGUCUGGUUCAAAAAAAAAAAUCUGUGACUAAUAAGAGUGAUACUGAAAAAACAA